AUGGCAAUCAGGUUGCCACGCCACGGCCAUUCCACGCUCUUCUCCUUGCGCCGCGCUCUAAAGACCUGUGGACGUCGCGUUGGGCCGCCGCUUUCCCUCUACGACUCCUCUCUUACGCGAUCGGACCGCCAAGCGACAACCUUCAGCCGGAGCACGCGCCCCGAAUCAACCCCAUAUCUAUCUCGCCUCCCCAAAGCCGGACCCGCUCACCUGACGCGCGCCGUCCCCGCGGGCGCCUUCGCCUUCGCCGCUGCCGAGGAAGCCCAGCGCCCACCUCUGCCUGCUCGCGCUGCAGGGCACCGGCCUCGCUGGGGCGUCCGGAAGCGGGUCCACUACGUCGCCCGCAACCGCGCCCCGCGCCACGACGAUCGCCCCCGUGUACACCCCCUGCCUGCGCCGGCCGCCGUCGUCGCCGAGACCCCGCACGAUCGCCGUCCCGCGCCCGCCACCGGCGUCCACCAGAGCGCGAACGCGGACGAGGGCAGCUCCAGCAACGUCAAGACCAAGGACCUGCUCGGGCUGCUUGGGGAGACGCAGGCGGACAAGGAGGAGGGAGGAGACAGCGGCCGCCGGAGGAGGAGGAGCCGGCCGUGGCGGAGCCUCCCCAAGAGGAGGGUCCGAAAGCCCGCUCCCGCUCCGAAGGUCGAGGCUUUCGAGGACGCCGACGCCGGGCCGGAAGCAGAGAGCCAGCGCAAGGUGGUGGCCAGGGCGGACAAGGCCAAGAGGAACGACGUUCGUCGCCGUGGCCGUGGCGUCCCCAAGCGCGCCAAGAAGGCGACCUGCCGGAGGAGGAGAAGCGCCCCGCGCCGGGAGCGAAGCGACCGUGCUGGUCAGACGGAGAGGAAGAGGGCCUGCCGGAGGAGGAGCGCACGGCGGUGGUGCUGGUGGCCGUCAAGAGGGAGAGGAAGAGCAAGGCUCCUCUCUGCGGCCGCGCCCGUCACCGUCACGGAGGAGCCGGAGACGAAGCCCGCUCGCGCAGUCAAGGCCGAGGAGGCCACCACCGCCGCCUUGGCCGCGGCGCCGCGCGGCAUGGUCGACCGGUGGACGGCCACGCGCUACGCGGCCGCCGAGGCGUCCCUGCUCGGCGUCCUGCGCCGCUUCGGCGCGCGCCCCGGCAAGACCGUCCCCCGCGGCGAGCUGCGGCAGGCGGCGCGCAAGCACAUCGGCGACACGGGCCUCCUCGACCACCUCCUCAAGCACACCGCGGACAAGGUGCCGCGCGGCAGUGCCGAGCGCAUCCGCCGCCGCCACACCGCCGACGGCGCCAUGGAGUACUGGCUCGAGCCGGCCGAGCUCGCGGCCCUGCGCCGGGAGGUCGGCGUCGACCCCUACUGGGUGCCGCCUCCAGGGUGGAAGCGCGGGGACCCCGUGUCCGCCGACGGCUACGCGCUCAAGGCAAAGAGGCAGGUGGAGGAGCUCACCAAGGAGCUCGCCGGAGUAAAAAGGCACAUGCAGCAGCUGGUGAAGGCACAUCAAGGCACAAUGAACAAUGAGGUGAAACCUGAGGCAGUCAAAGCCUGCAUUUCUCAUGAGCCUUAUCAGGACAAGUAUGAGUGUGUGCUGAAGGCCAAUGGCAAUCUGGAAAAGCAAGUUCAGUCCUUGGAGGAGAAGUACGUGAGCGCGGCACGGGCGAAUGGCAAGCUGGAGGAGGAGGUUCUGUUCCUCAAGGAGAGGUAUGAGGCUGUGCUUGAGAAGAACACCAGGCUGGAGCAGCAGGUGGCUGCUCUCUCCACUUCUUUCCUGUCUCUCAAGGAGGGCAUGCAGCUUCUGAAUGCUGGGGAGCAGCAGCAGCAGCAGCAGCUGCGGAUCAUGGGACCGGAGCCGCGUCUUCUUCUGUGCGCCAGGGAGUGCGGCGAAGCUGACAGGCAGGAGAGCAAUGGCGCAGGCGACCAGCUCGCCGACGUCGACGGCGACGGCGGGAAGUGCAGGGAGUGGCCGGACGAGGCGCAACCAUCGUCCCCGCGGACACCGACGGCGGCGAGAGUCGCGUCCGUGGACGACGACGAGUGCGCGAUGGAUGGCGGCCUCGAGCUCCCGCCCACGCCGCCGUCGGCCUCCUCCACCAACGCCGCCUCCUCCACCAAGCUCCUGCUCCUCCCCGCCCCGGACUCGCCGGUCCAGCACCCUCCGCAGCCGCCGGCCACCAGCAGCAGCCCCAGGGUUGACAGCGGCCUCGACCUGCAGCUCCGGCACACGGCGCAGGACGCGGCGUCGCUGCCGUUCCCGUGCGGAGCCACCGCCGUCCGUCCAUCGCCGGAAGGCGGGAAGACGACGACGACCGGCGGCGGCGGCAGAGUGGGCACCGAGCUGGCCCUCGCCACCCCCUCCUACUGACCGACCGUCCAAGUUUUUGCCCCCCAUCGCCAUUGACGAGACAGAUCGUAGCAAGACAACACCGCUGCACAGGGAACAGGAUAGGAGAAGGAAGAGGGUGAAGAAAGACAAUACUCUGCAUCACUACUGCUGCUGAUGAUCGUUUGUUGGGUUCUCCAUUGCCAACCUUAAUUUUCAUCUUGUUUGUAGCAGUAUGUUCGUCGUCGUUGUCAUGGAUCA
Messenger RNA from Triticum urartu, 2553 nucleotides. The record is from RefSeq and is a predicted model, not a curated record. Lineage: Eukaryota; Viridiplantae; Streptophyta; Magnoliopsida; Poales; Poaceae.